Molecule: messenger RNA, 2434 nt
Organism: Drosophila grimshawi
Lineage: Eukaryota; Metazoa; Arthropoda; Insecta; Diptera; Drosophilidae
Gene: NTPase
Product: ectonucleoside triphosphate diphosphohydrolase 5
Exons: 3
Coding region: 153-1751 (532 amino acids)
Biological process (GO): nucleoside diphosphate catabolic process
Cellular component (GO): membrane
Molecular function (GO): UDP phosphatase activity; GDP phosphatase activity
Source: RefSeq, a predicted model, not a curated record
UUUCUAAUUUUAAGCGUAAAGCAAUCGCAAUUUGAGAUCCACUAAGUGGUUACCGGUUGCCAAACAUAUACGAAUGUGUUAGUGAAUAAAGUUUACAAUUUAUAGAGCUUAUAAACGAUUUAGUACAAAUAAAAAAAACAUAUAUCAACACAAUGACAACCACCGAUGUGCGAAAGCGGAAGCUGGCUAGCGAUGAUAAAUUGCCGCAGGCAAAUCGCCGCAAGAACAGCGGCAACGGAAACGGAAAUGGACGUGGCGGUGUGACCAGCGGCCUAAAGCUCUCAUUUCUCUGUCUAAUUGUAUCUGUCCUUUUGCUGCUGUUCGUCUUUGGUGUGUAUCAUUUGUAUUUUGCGCAAGCAGACCCCUUUCCAGCCACUGUGACUAACAUAUUAACUAAAACCUCUGAUUCUCCCACUGUCUCCAUGCGUUAUCAUCAAUCGACCCACACGGAUCACACACCGCGAACCACAAUGAAACCACCAACGACGCCAAUGAAACACGAAAAACAUAAUGAACCCAAUGCUGCAGGCUUCAUCUCGGACAAUGCGAGUCCGUAUUUGGCGCGUCUGGCCUCCAAGCUGGGCUACAGCAAGGUGCAGUAUGCGGCGAUCAUCGAUGCUGGCUCCACAGGAUCUCGGGUGCUGGCGUACAAAUUCAAUCGCAGCUUCAUCGACAACAAUCUGGUGCUGUACGAGGAGCUGUUCAAGGAGCGCAAACCGGGUCUAAGCUCGUUCGCCGAUAAUCCUGCAGAUGGUGCACACUCCAUCAAACUGCUGCUGGACGAGGCACGCGCCUUCAUACCAAAGGAGCAUUGGUCGUCCACGCCGCUGGUGCUGAAGGCCACCGCCGGAUUGCGUCUGCUGCCGCAGAGCAAGGCGGAGAAUCUGUUGAAUGCUGUGCGCGAUUUGUUUGCCAAGUCGGAGUUUAGUGUGGACAUCGACGCGGUCGAGAUUAUGGAUGGCACCGAUGAGGGCAUCUUCAGUUGGUUCACGGUUAACUUCUUGCUCGGCCGCCUGUCCAAGACGAAUCAAGCAGCUGCCUUGGAUUUGGGUGGCGGCAGCACACAGGUGACCUUCUCGCCAACGGAUCCGGAACAGGUGCCCGUUUAUGACAAGUAUAUGCACGAGGUGGUCACCUCCAGCAAGAAGAUCAAUGUGUUCACACACAGCUAUCUGGGUUUGGGUCUGAUGGCCGCUCGCCAUGCCGUCUUCACCAAGGGCUACAGUGACGAGGAUACGAUUGUCGAGAGCGUCUGUGUCAAUCCCAUUAUUGCCAAUCGCACGUGGACCUAUGGCAAUGUCAAGUAUCAGGUUAGCGGCAAGGAGAACAUCAAAUCCAGUGCCGAGCAGCCUGUCGUCGAUUUUGAUACCUGCCUGGAGCUGGUCAAGAGCAAAGUGAUGCCAUUGGUGAAGCCAAAACCAUUUACCCUCAAGCAGCACGCAGUUGCUGCAUUUAGCUAUUACUUUGAGCGCGCCAUCGAAUCGGGCUUGGUGGAUCCCACAACGGGCGGCGAAACAACCGUGGAGGCUUAUCGCAAAAAGGCCCAGGAAAUCUGUGCCAUACCCAAUGAUGAGCAGCCAUUCAUGUGCUUUGAUUUGACGUUCAUAUCGGUGCUGCUGCGCGAAGGAUUUGGUCUCAACGACAGCAAGAAAGUCAAGCUUUACAAGAAGAUCGAUGGUCAUGAAAUCUCCUGGGCUUUGGGCUGUGCCUACAACGUGCUGACCAGCGAUGAGAAAUUCAAUAAUUCCUAGUACUCCCUCUAUUAGUGUGUAGACGAAUAUAUAGCUGAAAUUGUUUCUAGAGUGCCUUAGACGUGCAUCGAAGUAUACUACACACACACACACACACACAUUCACACACACACACCCAUUCACUUUAAUACAGAUACACUUUAGAUAUAGUCUCGUUUCUGGCCAGUUUGAUAUGUUUAUUGCGCUAUAAAUUCAUUUCAAUUGUCUUUAAUUGAAAGCGAAUUCAUUUAUUUUUUUGUCGUUUACUAUUUCGAGGCCGCACUGUGACUACACUUAUCUUUGUUUCUAGUUUGUAAUUCCAAUUUUAUGUGAUUCAUUUUUUUUGUCUCUCAUAUUUGUAAUUAAUACGUUACGAUAUUUGUAUCCGUAGUCUUACACUCCAUACUUUCCUAGUGUAUAUAUAUAUAUAUCUGCAUACAUAUCUAAUUUUUAAAUUGUUUAAUAUUAUUACAUUAAUUGAAAAUGGUUAAUCAUCCAUAAUUAUUAGUUUAUUUUUGCAAUAAAAUACAAAAUGUUUAUUUGGAUAUGAUCACGGUUUUAAAUUGUGAAUCUGGCAACUAUUUGUGACAAGCUUUAAUGUUUUAAUGUCUGCACAGUUUAUGGCUUUCUGAAAGUUACGAGAUGUGUGCUCCAUUUUGAUUGUUUCCAAGAGACAACUUUUUCACAAAUUAGACUACUGCAUG